Tarenaya hassleriana is the source of this 1344-nucleotide messenger RNA. RefSeq names its product probable glucan endo-1,3-beta-glucosidase At4g16260. Gene Ontology annotation, molecular function: hydrolase activity, hydrolyzing O-glycosyl compounds. Lineage: Eukaryota; Viridiplantae; Streptophyta; Magnoliopsida; Brassicales; Cleomaceae. The record is from RefSeq and is a predicted model, not a curated record. The coding region runs from base 96 to 1175 and encodes 359 amino acids. The transcript is spliced from 3 exons. Gene Ontology annotation, biological process: carbohydrate metabolic process. Gene Ontology annotation, cellular component: plasma membrane.
AGUUUUCAUUUUGCAUGCUAUAAAAGGGGCAUAAUUAAGCAUGAUUCCAUGCAAAACCUCAUAAAAUAGAGUUAGACUCAAGUCUUCUCGGAGCCAUGGCUGCACUUCUCCUCCUCCUCGCUCUCUUUGCCACAAUCGUCGUUCCAUUAAGUGGAGAACCAGUGGGAGUGUGCUAUGGAAUGAUGGGGAACAACCUUCCAUCCAAACAGGAAGUAAUCGGGCUGUACGGACAAUACAACAUCAGACGGAUGAGACUGUACGAUCCCAACGGAGAAGCCCUCAACGCCCUCAGAAACUCCGGCAUCGAGCUCGUCCUCGGCGUCCCGAAUAGCGAUCUCCGGUCACUGGCCACCAACCCUUCCGCCGCCAGAUGGUGGGUCCAGACCAAUGUAUUGAACUAUUACCCCGCCGUCAGGUUCAGGUUCAUAGCCGUCGGAAACGAGGUUGUCCCCUCUAACGGCGGCGGUGAUGUUCUUCCGGCGAUGAGGAACGUUUACGACGCGAUUCGUGGAGCGAAUCUCCAGGAUCAGAUCAAAGUCUCCACCGCCAUCGACAUGACCCUCAUCGGAACAUCGUUUCCUCCGUCCGCCGGAGCGUUUCGCGGUGACGUCAGGUCUUAUAUCGAUCCCAUCAUCAGUUUUCUCGUGAGUACGAACUCGGCACUGCUCGCAAACAUCUACCCGUACUUCAGCUACACCAGCAACCCGCGUGACAUAUCUCUCCCGUACGCUCUCUUCACGUCGCCGUCCGUCGUGGUAUGGGACAACGGACGAGGUUACCAGAACCUCUUCGACGCCAUCCUCGACGCUCUCUACUCCGCCAUCGAACGGUCGGGCGGAGGCUCUCUCCCCGUGGUGAUAUCCGAGAGCGGUUGGCCAUCGGGCGGAGGGUUCGCGGCCACUCUGGACAACGCUCGAGCCUUCUGCACGAACCUGGCGGCUCGCGUGAGGGACAACAGGGGAACGCCCAAGAGGCCGGGCGGGAGACUGGAGACAUAUUUGUUCGCGAUGUUCGAUGAGAAUUGGAAGAGUCCCGACAUCGAGAAGAAUUUCGGGGUGUUUUAUCCGAACAAACAGCCCAAGUUCCCCAUCGGUUUCUCCGCGACCGGCCGGAUAGGUUACUCGGAUGUUUACGGAUGGGGCAAUAACGUCACGUCGUUCAGGAGCGACGUGUGAGAGAUGGAGUUUUUAUGUGUGUGUGAAGUUGAAAGAUAAAGAAUAAAUAAGUGUACGGAACAAGAACCCUUCAUAGGGAAGUGGGCAUGUAUAAUCCGAAGCUCUGUAUAUUUGUGCGUGGUUUUGAGUGAAUAAAUAUAUUGAUAAAAUUCAAUAGUUUUUAUUUUGA